This is a messenger RNA of Carya illinoinensis, 881 nucleotides long. RefSeq lists its product as uncharacterized. Gene Ontology annotation, biological process: proteolysis. The transcript has a single exon. NCBI's taxonomy places the organism in Eukaryota, Viridiplantae, Streptophyta, Magnoliopsida, Fagales, Juglandaceae. The record is from RefSeq and is a predicted model, not a curated record. The coding region runs from base 41 to 667 and encodes 208 amino acids. Gene Ontology annotation, molecular function: aspartic-type endopeptidase activity.
UUGCUCCUGCAAACUAGAAAGAUGUAAGAAUUGUCGUGACAUGACUCCAAGGAAAUUUCCUGAGGAAUACUUCUUAACAUCCAUGCUCCGGUAUCCUGUUCACAGUGUAGUGAAACAACGGAACGUGAAAUGUUAUCAAACCACAAAGAUGAAAAUUGCACACAGCGGAUUUCAAGAGAUUUCAGUUGGAAAUUCUGCUCUUGUGUGGUACAACAUGGUUGAACAAGGUCUUGUUAAAGAACAAGUGUUUUCAUUCCGGCUCAACGGUAAAGCAGAGGAGGAAGAGGAGGGUGAAAUUGUCCUUGGUGGUGUAGAUCGCAAUCAUUACAAGCGCAAGCUCACAUAUGUUCCUGUGACAAGCAAGGGUUAUUGGCAGUUUGGGUAUAAUUCUUUCUUAUUUGGGAAUCAUUUGCUUGUCUACCUAAGGCUAGCUUUGGGGAUUGCUAGACGAUUUUUGUGCAGCUACAACACCUGGUAUGAUCCAGAGUAUGGGAAAAUGGUUGACAUGACUUGCUACACUAUAGAUGUUAAUUCGCAAGCCAUGGUAGAAAUAAAGUUUCUAUUAGUGCUCUUAAUCUUGAGGACAAGAUUCUUUAACGGGGGGAGAAUGUCAGGAGCUUGGGGUGUGAUGAGCGAGGUCAACCAUGAGCAAAGAAUGAAGGGGUGAAGACAACAAAAAGGAUGGGGACGCUAUGCUGUGGAGUUUUACUUUUAUUGAAGCUUUGCGUUUUAUCCUUGCUGGUUGUUAGUCUAUCCCACGUGUCCUGUAGCACGGCAGUGUUAGCAAUGGAGUCUGUUGGAGGGUUGUUAUCGAUUUUGUAUAUUCAUAUAAAUAGGAGAGGAAAGAAAGAGGGAAGAUUAUUCUGAAUUGUAAUCUCUGG